CCUCCUCCGAGCUGUCAGUGGACAGCAGCACACAUGAACCUCAAUGCUGCACACGGAGUUGGCCACCCGUUGACUUUACGUCUCAAGAGUCGCUCCUCGGCGUUUUAAUCCAAACGGGGCAAGAACAUGACAGGAUUCCCCCCUGUCACCUCUACGGACUGACCACAGACGCGUGGGAGGAAGGCUGAGCUGCUCGCUAGUAGUGAGCUGCUAUCUAAUGUUAAGUUAGCUUGCAGGCUAAUGGUUGCUCGCUAGUGAACGGAGAACGGUUGUGCUUUGUGCCGUCAGCUGGCUAACGUUCCAUAGCUGGCUCGCUAGCGAAGGUCGGGGGGACUAACGUUAACUAACGUUAGCUGGUAGUCAAGAGCGUUAAGUUUGUCAUCCAGCAUCAUAAAUGUGUAAUUUUAAUAAUUUGUUCUAGGGCCGCAUAAUAAUUGGAGUCCAUCUGUUACAAGCUUUACAAUUUUUCUGUUUUAUACGGUUAUUCAUUUUACAGAUUUUUUUUUUAAAUCGUUGGUGUCUGCUAGCUAGCAGGCUACUCGGCUAUGCUAACGCCAGCUCAGUGAGACUUGACAUCGCUCAAGGCUCGUCAAGGAAGGAAGAGAGGUGACUUAUGAUGUGGACUGAGAGCGGCGGACUGUUUGGCGAAGGAGAGCAGCAGUAUUAACCCUAAAAACAUCGUAUUUUCUGUUAUAAUUCCUUGUCAAGGUAGGGCCAUAGGGUCAGUUAAGCUGUGUGGGACGUUGGAUAAAGAAAAUAAUUGGGGCACUUUGAUUUGCGAGCUGGCUAAAUGAAUAGUAUUGGUACUACUGAGUCGUGAGCUAGUGGCCACUGUGCCAGCUUCAAGGGAAGACACUGUCAAGAUUAUAGUACAGACUGCAACAACCAGCCAGUUUGCUUAAAGAUGGCUUCGGCGAGCAGCAUUGCCGCUGCUAUUGCGAGCAAAACGAAGACCAAGAAAAAGCACUUCGUUGCUCAGAAAGUGAAGCUCUUCCGUGCCAGCGACCCUUUGCUCAGCGUGCUUAUGUGGGGAGUCAACCAUUCGAUAAAUGAGUUAAGCCAUGUUCAGAUUCCCAUCAUGCUCAUGCCAGACGACUUCAAGGCCUAUUCAAAGAUCAAAGUGGACAACCACCUUUUCAACAAGGAGAACAUGCCCAGCCAUUUCAAGUUCAAGGAGUACUGCCCUCUGGUGUUUCGAAACCUCAGAGAGCGGUUUGGCAUCGAUGAUCAGGACUUCUUGAACUCUCUGACACGCAGUGCUCCUUUGAACAGUGAGGCCCAGGGACGGAGCGGGGCCCGCUUCCAUACCUCUUACGAUAAACGCUACGUCAUCAAGACCAUCAGCAGCGAGGAUGUGGCAGAGAUGCAUAACAUUCUUAAGAAAUAUCAUCAGUUCAUUGUGGAGUGCCAUGGCAACACGCUGCUGCCUCAGUUUCUAGGGAUGUACCGGCUUACCGUGGAUGGAGAUGAGACCUACAUGAUUGUUACACGCAAUGUCUUCUCUCACCGCCUUUCCGUCUUCAAAAAAUAUGAUCUUAAGGGUUCCACUGUGGCAAGAGAGGCCAGCGACAAGGAAAAGCAGCCGCCCCAACCAGAGGAUGUGCCCCCGCGGCCCAAAUCUGGUAACGUUCAGCAAAGGCUGCAAACACUGCGGAUUGCCACGCGCUUUUACUGCGCCAUGAAACACGUAAGAGAUGCCAAGGAGCUGCCCACCUACAAGGACAAUGACUUCAUCAAUGAUGGGCAGAAGAUCCAUAUUGAUGGAGAGAACAAGAAAAUGUUCCUGGAGAAGCUCAGGAAAGAUGUGGAGUUCCUGGCCCAGCUGAAGCUCAUGGACUACAGUCUGCUGGUGGGGAUCCACGAUGUAGACCGGGCCGAGCAGGAAGACGUGGAGAGCGAGGACAAUGAGGCUGAGGAGGAGGGCGAGAGUGACGGAGGGGGUAUUGGAACACCCCCUGACAGCCCCAGCAACACAUUGGAUAGCAACAAGCCUCUGUCACCUGGAGAGUUCGAUCCCGCCAUUGACGUCUACGCCAUCAAAAGCCAUGAUAGUGCUCCCAGGAAGGAGGUUUACUUCAUGGCUGUCAUAGACAUCCUGCAGCACUACGAUGCCAAGAAGAAAGCUGCUCACGCCGCCAAGACUGUCAAACAUGGGGCUGGAGCGGAGAUCUCCACAGUGAACCCAGAGCAGUACUCCAAGAGGUUUUACGAUUUCAUCACCACUAUCCUGUCAUAGCCUCGAGGAGCCACAGGGGGGCACAGAGGCACAUGGGAAAGGGAGGGCAAGUGGGGAGUGGGGCAGGGAAGAGAAGUGAUGGAGAGAAAAACCAUCGAGAGGCUGAAUUAAUAAGGUGCUGUGAUGGCUUUGUAUCACUCUCCCUCAUGCAUUCUCCUCAUCCCUUCCUGUUUGUUUCUUUCUCUCUCUUUCAGUGGCGUGCCACACUCUGCAGCUAAAAAAAAAACAUCAUUCGUUUACAUUUAACCUCCUCUGUUGACUUUUGUUCAUGUAUUACUUUGGAUGAUAAGGGUGUUGAAAGCAAGCGUCCACGUCAUUAUGUUUUUUUUAUAUAAUUUGUUUUUGUCUGUAUGGUUGUUUAUGUGGGAAUAUGGCUUUUUUAUUGCCUCUAAUAUAACAUCCAGCACCCUGCAUUUUUAUUUUUAUUUUUAUUUUGAUGUUGUACUAUUCUUUCCCUUACGAUGUUUAGGGGGAGAUAGGGGAGGAUAGGAUGUGUAUCGUGUUAGGUCAAAGGGAGUGCAGAGGUCAGAUUACGGCACAAGGCGAGGUCCCUCUAGCAAAGAGAAGAUUUAACAAGGACGUUCAUGUUGAGCCUCGCCUAAUGCAAUUGCUUCAUUUCAGGAAGUGGGAAGCAGUCUUCCAAUAGGCCAACAGCCAGACCCCCUCCACCCAAAUGCUGUACAAGCACUCAGCCAAACAAAUCUUCCCAUUUGGGGUCCCCCUGCACCCAUUAGACGCCACCCCCGUUCCCUUCAUGCACAGUUAAUAAAUUGAGCUUCUGGGUUAUCCUCUAGCCACACUCACAACAGACACUUCUCAUUAGUAGAGAUGAUGUGUUGAGUAAAUACAUCCUGAUGCUUGUUUUCAGUACUAGUUGCACCGCAGUGGCUGUCCGUGCUUUGUCCCUUUCGCUUUAUUGUGCUGCACAGUGAUUGAGAAUGAUUAAGGGAAGGAUAUGUACCUUUAUAAAAUGAGAUGAAGAGGGAUUUUAGCACACAGUUAGUGUUGUUUACUUGUUGAGCAUUGUUAUGUAGGCCUGGUUUCUGUUCCUGUGGCAGGGUAUGACCCAGAAGACUUGUGUGGCUGUCAGAGUUAGUUGUUAUAUCUUCAUAUAGGGUGUCAGAUUGAAACAUCAACAGCCCUCACGUUUCUGUUGCCAUCAGCACCUUAUGAGUAAAUCAAAAAUGUUGCACUUUUAUUUGUUGUUAGAGGUUAGGAGCUCUUGUUGUGUUACAUGCGCUGCAACAAAGAGGGAAAGGAACUCUGCUCUCUUUGAAUCUGUUGGGGCCUGAUCGCAGAUUCCGUCUCAUCCACAAGUUCUCACCUAUGGGUGCUUCUUACUGUAGGGAUUGGUUGGGAAUAUUUUACUGCAAUAUUAGAAGGGAAACGUGGCUGAGUUCUGUGUACAGGGCUUUAGGAAACUAACCUUUCCAAUCCUUUUUAGAAGCACUCUACGGUGUUGGGGUGGUGGGUUUUGGGACCAGGCAUUAGUGUGACUGUGCGUUUAGGGCAGGCAGAAGACUGUUUACCUCCAGCAUCGUACCAGCACACACUCGAUGGUGGCAAACGAUGUGUGUGUGUCAGUGUUCAAAAGUUGUAAAGUGGGGGGAAAGAAAGGGGAGGGAGGUUGGGGAGAGUUGGUGCAGAUGUAAAAAUGAGUCAUUAACACCCACAGCAUCAUUCUCUUCUCUAACCUCGUCUGUUAUUCAUCCAUGUUUGUAUUGUUAUCGUUAACAUUUUUAAAGGUGGUUUAUCUGUGUUUGAAUUUGGCAGUUUUAUGAAUUGAUGUGGUAAUAUUUUUUUUUGUUUCUGUUUGAGGUUUUCUUUGUAUAUUUUGCACAAGAGGAAAGGAACCAAAUGUUACGAAUACGAUCCCAAUUAGUUGAUACGGUCUUAACAAGGGAAAUGCAAUAUACUUGUGUGUAAGUGAGAAAAGUUGUUGUGCGUGUGAUGUUGUGUAUCACUUCUGGAUAACCAACUAAAACAAGUAAAGUUGUCCUCCUUGAUUAUUGUAACCCAUGCAAAAAGCUUCCAUCACAAUAUGUUUGUUUGGAUAUCAUAGAAUAUAUUCACAUUUAUAUUUUUACAUUGGAUUUUAGUCAUGAAAUACAGUUGUAUUUAAGUAAAAAAAAAAGGAGCCACCCUUGGGAACGAAUGAUGGUGCUGUGGUAAAUGAAGAAUGAUACUGCUUGAAUUUAUACAAUACUUACUAUAGAUGUACUUUUAAAAGAAAAAGCCGUAAAAAAAAUUUGCAUGUCACAGGACUAAGUUUCCUUUUCCCUCUAGUCUGUGUUGUUGGCUGUUCAGGUUCUCUUUGUGUCCCUUCACUUUAACCCGAUCUGUGAGCUGUUCAGUGUGAAAUAGUCCCUUCCAUGCUUUAAAUAACUGUUUUUCAUUGUAUACACUGUGCAAGAUGUGUGCCUUUAUACUCCAAAAUUAUUUAAUUUUAUAUUUUGUAAUCUUUUUUUAAAACAAAGCUAAAAGGUUAUUUUAAUAAUAGGGUGUUUACUUUGACAUGCAUUAUUUCCAACUUUAAUUUCCAACCCCCUACUCAACCUCCACUUCAACACCUCUGUAUUUAGAUUGGUUCAUAUUGUUCAGUCAGUUAAACAAAACCAUUCUAAUGAUUGUGUUUUAACCGACAUAAAAGGUGAAUAGCUGUCUUAAAUUUGAAUAUGAUGGAUCGGUUUGGAUUCCUGUAAAUUCAAAUCUGUCAUUGUGGUUAUUCAGUGUGUGCAGGCGUCCCUUUCCUCGUCCUCGGAGUGAGGCGCUGUCUGCUGAUAUUAAUCCCUUGUUCGUUCACGCUGGUCCUGCCUUUAUAAAGAACGUGCGUGCGUGUGUGGAAGUGCAUUGUGGAAUGUGAUUGUGUUUUGUCGUGCUCGUCCUCGCUAACUGACGGCUGUCCCCGACCCCCUCACCUCAGGAGUCUGUCAGCAUCGUCAUCACGUUUACCUUCUAACCGCAGAUUUCAGGAAUGUGAUUUUGUUUUUUAAGUGUUUGUCCAAAAUUUCACAUACUGUUGAUGUACAACUCCUACUCAUUUCUGAAACAGGUUUAUGUUCUCUUACUUUGUGUGUAACCCCGAUCACCUGCUUGUUAUCAGGGAGGUCAUCAGCUGAUAGUUCAUCCUGAGUCAGUGGUUAAUUGAUAUUUCUGUGUUCUUUCACUAUUAAUGGGCUGUUUUGUUUCUAUUGUCACGUAGCUCAUACUGUACAUAGAUUGUGUGUCAUAAAGAAAAACAGGCAAUGAGGGAACACAAUCAUCUUCUAGUCUGCUUUGCUCUGUUUGGCCCUGGAGGCUUCCCUUUAGUCAGCAAGUAGAAAACAGAGCAGUGCAUGCUGGGAGAGUGAGAUUUUUUUUCUCUCUUUUGUUUUGGGAAUAUAAAGUCUGAAUCUCAUGUAUAAGUAAGGCGAUGAUGAUGCCAGACUUGAACAGAUGCAAAUUAAAGCCGAUAACAACACAUGCGCCCUGCUGCUGUACCUUGAAAUGAAUAAGUCCAUGCUUUUGUGACUUCUCUCAUGAAUGAGCUCCUUCAGCCAUUAACCCCACCCAACAGUCGACCUGCUGCCACGGUAACUUGCCAAAAGCAUCUUUAAGCAGCAGUCAGAACUACCCCACAUGAGCUUGAAGAACAUUGUGUAUAGUAAAAUGUGUCUGUUUGUUUGAACUGAAUUUGUUUUUUUUACAUGCACUGGGAGAUGGAGCGAGGUGUGCAUCGCUGAUAUGUGAACAUGUCCAAAGUUAUGAGAAACAGCCCUUUGUUCAUGUGGUUUAUCAAGUGUUAAGGGAGAAUUUGGACACAAAUGCAAAUGACCAGAGGCCAGGCAAGAUCUGCAGAGGUGGAAACAAUUCCCUUUGGCCUUAAAAUUUAAAAUCAACUAAUCUUUGUUGAGAAAAAAAUUUUUGAAAGUGAUUGAAUACUUUGAAUUGAACAGCACCAGGCCAGGAAACAUCCACUCCUGCAAAUUUGAGCUUCGGCCUCUCAACAGUCCUGAGUACUUUUAGACUACAACUAAAAGACUUAUUACACAUUACUGUGUGUGUAUGUGUGAGUGUGUGUUUAUUGCUGUUUGAUAGUGGUUGGUGAGAGUUCCCUUUCAGUGGCAGAGAGGCCAAAUUGAUGAUGUAUGUUUAUUGUUCUUCACAUUUAAUGAUGAUGAUGAUAAUAAUACACUCCAUUCCAUAAGCGUUCACUCAAACCAAUUAAAGCACUUGUUCUGCUUAACUCAAA
Molecule: messenger RNA, 6467 nt
Organism: Centropristis striata (black sea bass)
Lineage: Eukaryota; Metazoa; Chordata; Actinopteri; Perciformes; Serranidae
Gene: pip4k2aa
Product: phosphatidylinositol-5-phosphate 4-kinase, type II, alpha a
Exons: 11
Coding region: 905-2236 (443 amino acids)
Biological process (GO): phosphatidylinositol metabolic process
Molecular function (GO): phosphatidylinositol kinase activity
Source: RefSeq, a predicted model, not a curated record